CAAAUAUAUACCGUGUUUAUACGUAAACGAUGUAGGAAUACCUACUGCGUCGACUCAACGUAAUGGAUUGAUAUGAGCUUGAUUUUGGCCAUCGGCAGAUUCUAAACAAGGCAAAUGAAGUAUAAGAUAAUGAGUCAGAAAGAGAGAAAAAAAAGCCUUCUUUUAGCUGGGAAAACGCACAGCUUGUGACGUUCGAUAUUAGAUUCACAUGAAGUCUCUUUCUGACAACUUCCGCUUGUCAAGAAAAUGUUUGUGUACCAAAAUAGAACUUCUAACUGAAAGAGACAGCUUGUAUUCCCAAGGAUCUUCUAGAACUCCUCACACUUUUUCAAAAUGAAAAACCAUCAAAAACCAUAAGAGCUCAAUUUGUUUACCAUGGCGUCAUCAAUAAGUAACGCAGCAAAGUGUUUUCAUAGAGGCAAAUGGCACUGUCUAAGAAGGCACGCCACCACAGAAUGCAAAGUGGGGGAACAAAUUCUAUAGCUAGCCAGGAAGGGAAAGGUAAAAGAAGAGAAAGGAAGCAAACAUUCGCGGUAGCUCAUUUUGAGAAGAUAAACAAAUUGAGAGUAAAGGAAGGAUUGUACGGUUGAAAACGUGUCAUGGAUACCGAAAAAGGAAGCCAAGAUGAAUACGGGUUAUUGUGAUUUGGAAAAGUUCGUAACAGUAUUCAAAUGAGCCGUAAUUUCUUCACCUUUUUACUCGAAUUUUCUUAUUAAACUGCCUUUCAUUAUUCUUCAUUUAUUUCCACAUUGUAACGAAAAAAUGGCUCGUUUUCUAUAUUUUUAGGUGGAUCUACCCUUACUGCUAAUUAAUCAACGUUUGUUUACUUUUUUGCGUUCCAUUACAGUCAUAUAAUAAAAUAACGAAUGUAAACAAUUAGAAUUAUCAAGUAUAACGCACACAUUAAAUUUCGUUAAAAGCUUCAAGAAAGCAUUGCACGGCUUUCUACCCGCAUCAACACAAGCGCGUUUCCAUCCGAAAUACAAUCAAAAGUUCAAUUUUUCAAUCAUUUUCCUUUUCGUACCUGGAAUUGUUUAUUGUAUACAAUUUUUUGAGCUACUGUUUUGUUUGAGCACGGAAAGUCAUUACUUGGCUGUGUUAUAAUACAGUUUAACCACGUUACCUUACUGGUCUAAGUUCCUGAUAAAUUCGCUUGAAAAGCUUGUCUUAUCUUAAAAAUGAGCUCUGAUGGAUUUGAUUAUACGAAUCUGUUACCAAUUGCAAAUGUGGCGCGUAUAAUGAAAAGCGCUCUUCCUGAAAACGCAAAAAUAUCAAAGGAAGCCAAGGAUUGCGUUCAAGAUUGUGUCAGUGAAUUUAUCUCGUUUAUUACGAGUGAAGCUUCUGAACAAUGCACACAGGAAAAACGUAAAACAAUCACCGGAGAAGAUGUUUUGCUUGCCAUGAAUACCCUUGGGUUUGAGAAUUACGCUGAAGUAUUGAAAAUUUCUCUAGCAAAGUACCGUGAGCAACAAGCCAGGUCGGCCAGCAUGAAAGAAUCCAAACAAACUCGCAUUGAAGAAGAUUAAUAAUUGUAAAGGAAGUUCAUGAUCUUGCUUAAAACUUAUGCAUAUGAAAAGUCCUUAAUGCGCUUUUCUUUUCUUUUCUUUUUUGUUUUGUUUUUUCUCUUGUUCCUUUUUAAGUAUUACAUCCUCCACCAAUUGUGUAGGUAUCUUUGCUAAUUCUGCCUCAAUACCCUUGCUGCCCUGAGAGUAUUUUUAUGUUUACGUAAAAGCGUUUGGAGUCCAUUUUUUCUUUCACAAAGUAAGUUACCGGAAAGGCUGAAAGGCUCAAAGGCUCAAAGAUAAAUUGCAAUCGUAGUCUAAUUGACUAUCAUUCCAGUUGCUCCUCUGUAUAUUAAUAGCGACCAGCAAUCACAGCUUUUUUUUUUGGUCUAUUGUUGUCAUCGCUAAGUAUCACAUACACAGUUAGCUAAUUUUUUAAAUGAAGUGAAUUGAUAAGCA
Messenger RNA from Schizosaccharomyces cryophilus OY26, 1961 nucleotides. RefSeq names its product CCAAT-binding factor complex subunit Php3. Gene Ontology annotation, biological process: regulation of transcription by RNA polymerase II. Bases 1179 to 1526 code for a protein of 115 amino acids. Gene Ontology annotation, cellular component: nucleus; CCAAT-binding factor complex. Gene Ontology annotation, molecular function: RNA polymerase II cis-regulatory region sequence-specific DNA binding; protein heterodimerization activity; DNA-binding transcription activator activity, RNA polymerase II-specific. The transcript has 4 exons. Lineage: Eukaryota; Fungi; Ascomycota; Schizosaccharomycetes; Schizosaccharomycetales; Schizosaccharomycetaceae. The record is from RefSeq and is a predicted model, not a curated record.